Molecule: messenger RNA, 1695 nt
Organism: Anguilla rostrata (American eel)
Lineage: Eukaryota; Metazoa; Chordata; Actinopteri; Anguilliformes; Anguillidae
Gene: arl6ip4
Product: ADP-ribosylation factor-like 6 interacting protein 4
Exons: 5
Coding region: 1-759 (252 amino acids)
Source: RefSeq, a predicted model, not a curated record
AUGGGGCGCAGCAGGUCUCGCGACACGUCUGCCGGGAAGACAAAAAGCACACCGGGGCGGGAGAAAAAGCGAGAGAAGAAGAGGAAGAGAAGUUCUUCAUCGUGUUCAUCUUCCUCCUCCAGCAGCAGCGCUAGCCCGUCCCCCAAAAGGAAACCCCGUCCUCCCUCCAGCAAGAGCCAAGAUAAGAGAGAAAACCCGAAGAAGAAGAAAAGGAGUCGGAGCUCCUCCACCUCCUCUUCCUCCUCAUCAAGCUCUUCCUCCUCUUCGUCCUCAUCCAGCGAUGAGGAAGCAAAGAGGAAGAGGCAGAGGAGGAAGGCCAAGAAGAAACUGAAAAAGAUGAAAGCCCGGGAAAAAAAGGAGAGAAAGAAAGAGAAAAAGAGGCUGAAGAAGUUGAAGAAGAUGGCAGAGGCAGCGGAGAAGGCCCUGGUGCCUACACUUCCCAGCAUGCCUGUGGAGAAGCCGCCACCUAUCCUGGAGCCGUGGCUGAGUGAGGACACCAGUGAGCAUGGCCCAGCCAUGACGGACGAACAGAAGGCCCGCAUCUCCACCAAGAGGCCCAUGACCAAGGAGCAGUGGGAGGCCCAGCAGAGCGUGAUCCGCAGGGUGGUGGACCCGGAGACCGGUCGUACCCGGCUGGUGCGGGGAGAGGGGGAGAUCCUGGAGGAGAUCGUGACCCGCGAGAAGCACAAAGACAUCAAUAAGAAAGCCACCAAGGGGGACGGAAACGCUUUCCAGAAGAGACUGGGCGUCAAUCGAUAGAGUCCCGGGGUGGUGUGUGCACCCAGGGGAAAGGGUUUGGGACAGUCUGGGUGUACGGAAGACUGGGGGGAACGUGGGUAAAGAGCCUUAACAAUGGAAUACUCUUCCAGGGUAAGGGUCGAACCCCCCCCCCCCCCCCAGUACCAGCUGCACCGCAGAACCCUACCAGUGCUGUAAUCAUUCAGCUGCUUUGAAAUACAGAAGCUUCAGAUGGGACGUUUUCUUCCUCCGAGAUCUCAAGUGCUAUUCGGUCACAUUCAGUCAAAUAAGAGCACAGAUCACACAGUCAUUUCUUUUAACUGUUUUUCCAUGUUUUAUAUUUCCAACACCACAUUAUAACAGAGUUGGCCAUUUUGUAUUCGUGCGUUGUUGCAAAUUCGUGGACGCAGCCAUAUCGACUCUGUUAGAUCCUUCCUCGUCACACGGCCGAAUCGUGGUCUUUUCACAACGCAGAAAGAGAAACGCGUUUCGUUUCUUGACAGCGAAGCGGCAAAGAAUACGCGACUCAGACAGACCUUCGGGUGUUCAUAUUUAUUUAUACACUGUACAGACACAAGCAGAGGAAGAAAGGAGCCGUCCAGCUGUCUACAGCGCUGACGUUACGUACAGAGAAACCGCACAGGGAGCAGAGCCAGGGAAGGGGAGCCAUGUUGGCGUGAGGUGGUCCACACAUUCAGCAUAAUGAGGCCUCUCUCACACGCUCUCUGAAAUAACACAGCGGGACGAGGCAGCCCCUCAGAGCAGCGCUCGGACCGCGGGAGGGGGCGGCUCGUUUUGGGAUCGCCCGUCUCCCGCUGUGUGGUCACCUGACCUCAAAUCUCUCACUGUGUACUGUGUUAAUUUGUUUCACGUGUGCUGAAUAUUUUAUGAUUUUUUUUCCCCCCCAGAAGACCAUUUGUGUAACAGUUCCCUGUAAAUAAAACGCGCUAAAAUCUC